Messenger RNA from Paramormyrops kingsleyae, 5619 nucleotides. It is a transcript of the gene bean1, whose product is annotated as brain expressed, associated with NEDD4, 1. The record is from RefSeq and is a predicted model, not a curated record. Lineage: Eukaryota; Metazoa; Chordata; Actinopteri; Osteoglossiformes; Mormyridae.
UCUUCUCUGCACAGACACCUAUUCUGUAGGCUAUAUCAUGCUAAUCUUAAUGUAUGUUAUUAACAGGGUAAAGACAGGGAAAUGGACGCAGAUUCACGCUAACUUUGUUACCGAGCAUAAUUUUUCUGAUGGAAAAUCAAAGGGGCUGACAGAAGCAGGCAUUUAAUCGUAUCGAGCGGUUUUGUGGUGCCUUUUGAGAGGGCAUUGCUCUAGUUAUGUCAUUCUUUGACCGCUUGCCUGUCAUGUGAGCUGAAACAUCCAGAUCUAUAAUAUGCAGCACAAGGCUGAGUGGACAAGGAUGCUGGUGGAAAAGCUGUCGCCUAAUGAAAAUGCAACGAUCGUUAUUAUGCAUGGCAGUGUAAACAUGCCGUCCUAACGCGGUCCCGGUGGGCUCGAUCAGAGAUGUUAUUUUAGGAGGUUAGGUCUUCGAGGAGCUGCAGUGGUCCACCGGCAGACGACACAGGCUCCCGGGAGAGGAUCGCGGCAGCCCGAUGCUGCAGAUUGCGGCGCUCGGAGCCUGGCUUCUCCUUACGGCUACAAAUAAACAAUGAGUCCGGGAGACACAAUUCAUGGCACGGCACCCAUAGAAACCCAUUUCCUUAAACUAGUUGGUCGACCAGAGCUUGUCGUCGCAAACCGCAAUCGUAUGGGGAUAUUGUACAUCGGCGCGGCACUCCUUCUCGAUCUCCCCCUGGUAACCAGCACCUCAGGACCAAUCGAAGUUGACAGGAACUACUCCGAAGCCUAUGAGGAAGUCACCCUUCUGUGCAGGAAGGAGGAGCUAAACUUUGGGAACUGCCUGUUCGAUUGGCUGCGAUGUUAUAAUAGGAGGGGUUGUGGCAGGGAUUACAUGUUGAUGAAACUGAUCUGCUCAGAAGUGAGCUCAAACCAGAGCAGCCCAGCCCAUGAGUAUCCCGACUGCCGGGAGGGUGGCAGUGAGGCCAGCCUGCUGGUGUCCCCGCUGGUGGUGGCGGGCAUCGUCAUCGGCCUGGUGCUCUUUCUGUCCUGCGUCACCAUCAUCGUGGGCAGCCUGAGGAAGGAUGGACGGCUGCGCAACCCACACCUGCGCGCCAGUUACGCUCCAGAUGGAUAUUCCUACAGUGGGUCCAUCGGUGAGCUGAGGUCCACAUGCAUCGAGGAGCUCCCCCCGGUGUUCGACUUCGACUCCUACAUGGAAUCCCUCUCGCAGGUCAACGUGCUGUACCCAGACUCACCGCCCAACUAUGAGGAGUGUGUGGGACCGGGAGCCACACAGAUCUACAUUCCCACCGACGACCCACCUCCGUACUCUCUCACGGACCCGUGCCGGUGGAGGGAGCAGCAGGAGGUGCACUCCUGCCUGGAGGCGGGAGAGUUCCCAAACGCAGCCUCCUGGGCAAUGGGCGGCAGGGCCUUCCCAAGUUCGAGUGGACCCCAGGGGGCAAUACAGCAACCGAUCGCCUCCGUGGCCCUGGCGGCCCUCCCAGCGGAGGCCGCGCCCCCCUACGAGGCCAUCGCAGGCGACGGACAUAACCGCCCCAUCCCUCUGAUCCCCAUGGAUCUGCCCAAACACACGUCGCCGAACAGCACGGCUCGGCAAGCCAUGCCGCACGGAAUCCUCUAGGCUGCACUACGAUGUGGGCAAGGCAAGCACAAUACCUCCUGUGUUUCCAACAGCUAACCCUUAGCUUGUUUUUCCCCACUCGAGUAACCCCAGUCAUCCGAAGGAAGCAGACCCAAGAGAACAGCACAAAUGUACUAGUCUGAAAUGAAGCCUUCACGGAGACUUCCUCUCUUCCACUUCCCCGAAAAUACAAACAAAUCACACACAUACGAACAUGUCCUUGGAAGCCUCUGACACCAACUGCCACAGUGGACACUGCCAUGACAAACACAGGGCUAACGAGGAACUGAAGCCUUCUAAUGUGAUCUCCGUAUCAUUUUAUACCGUCUUCUACACUCUGUCUUUGAUAAGAUACACAUGACACAACCCACACACAAACAGAUAAUUGUAACUGCUUAUCCAAUUCAGAAGUCUGUUUAGUAGGCUUUAUAAACAGUGGUAGUUUGGUGAAUUAAAAAGAAAAAAAAAAGUAGGACGUACGAAAACUGAAAACAUUGAUAUCACAGCCCAUGAGAAUCAUAGGAAGUUAGUACAAAAUCAGUGGAACUAGCAUAAAAAUGUCGUUCUGUCUGUUUGUAACUUGCCCAGUGUAAAUGUGCGAUAGUCAAACAGGAGAAUAACUUUUCAGUCAUUUCAACAUUUUAUUUUCUUAUUUCUUUCCUAACUGGAUGAAGGAACCAGGGAUAGUAAGAUAGUAAGAGACAUUUACCUAAACCUGAAAAGCAUUGUGACACCGGAAUGGCUCCUAGUUUAGAGAGAGAGCCUUUGAAAAAUAAAUCAGGACCCAGAUUCUCUUCCCUGCUCUUCCUACGGUCAUGUUUUCAGGUUCGUGACAUGCAAAGAUGGAAGUAUCUCUCCAGAGAGUUUUAAUGGAGGUCAUUGCUCUUGCUGUCUAGGAAGCAGACAAUUGUGCGAACGGUUUAUUGUUCAGGAGACACUAUUGAUGACUGUGAUUAAUGUUAGAUUCAUGUGCUUUGCCGAUUGCAUUAGCCUGGCUUCUCCAAAGCACGACAGACAACACGCAAGUGAAUCGCAAGGCUUUGUCAACGAAGACCACCAUUUUACGUGUUACACACACCAAAGUACACAAGGAGGUAUAAAAUUCUACUGCCCAUGAGGAAUCAAGACCAAAAUCAUGAAUUUGGUUUGAUAUGCAAGAGUAUUAUUAUUUGUUUACUCUUUAUUUAUUAUACCGUUUAGCACAGUCCUGAUCUUUGCUCUUUCCUAGCAUGCUGGAUUUCCUGUAUGCUUCCUGAUGAGUCACUUAACAUCCUUCGUAUUUCUAUAACAUGUCCAGGGUUGAAUAGCUUUUUUGUAUUCAGAGCUAACAUGAAAUGGAGGCUUCCAUUCGCCAAUAUUAACCUUCUCAGAAAAUGAUGCCUAUAAAAUGCAGACUGUUAAAACUUCUGAACAGAGUAGCAGGCUCAUACUAAUUAUACAGUUAGGAGAUCUCGCCAACACCCAGGCAGAUCUCCAUACUGGCCUUCUGGAAAAAUGAGUGAAAAUGAAUCCUAAGAAAUGUCACCAUUCUCAGUACCUCCCAUUUCUCCUAAGCAUUCUUUCAUUGGACAGUAAGCGGCCAAUGACCAUGACCAGACUCAUUUCAUAGACCUUGACAUUCAAGAGCAUGGUGGCAAUGAUGCAGUUCUGUAGUGGUAUGAGAACCUUUAGACCAAGUAAAUAACAGCAGUUGCUCACAAUCAGGGCGAAGAAUCCUCUCAUUCCGAACAAAGAGUUCAUGUAACUCACUGUUAUUUAGUAUAUAUGCAACAUUAUUCCCUUUCCCUUCUUAAAAUGACCUUGUGAUUGUUUUUCAUAAAAAUAAGUCAUAAUUAUAGCCAGACUUGCAGGUUAUUGAUUAUAUUUAAAUCGCUACUCAACAUUAAAUUGAGGCUUUUGGAAAUGUUUUUAAAAUCUGGGUUUGUAAUGUGAAAAUAUAGUUAUAACUGUGUUUACCGUGGUUAAUUUAUUGUCAGUUUGUCACAAAAAAACCUUUAACAAUAACUGUUUCUUGAUGACAGUAUUGGGUCUUAUAUUUUACAGGUAGGUUAUGAAAUAAUGCAGACAGUUUGCAUAGUCACUCCAAGACGAUUGCAUUAAGAAUCCAAGAUACAUCCUUUGUUUCGAAAAAGUGACACUAUGUAUUAACAGAAACACACAACUGUAUGUGUUCACUGGAGUUUACAUGCAAAAGUGUUCUCAGAAACAUAAUAAGAGUUCCACCAUAUUUGAUAUUAUAAGCAUCAGGAUUUUGAGCCAUCUCUGUUAUCCGUUACGUCAGUGCAAGUCCCCACUUAGCACCAAAGCAACCAGGAGCAAGACUUAUCACAUUCUUACAGGAACCCAAGGGAGUGUCUCAUACUAAACUGGAAAAAGAUGGACCAAAAAGAGAGUCUAUGUUAGGCUAUAAUUUGGAUCACACUAGAUUUAUCUAAAACAUCUUGUUAAGACAUUGCACAGUGCCGACUUGGGCCAGUGGCACCAUGGACACACUUCCUAACUUACAGUGAAGUCAAAGGAAUCCCCAACACACCCCAAGAGCGAUUCUGCGUCUGUCCUGCAUCAUGAUCUGUGGUAAUAACAAGUCAUGAUAUCUUCACUGGUCCUGAAUCACAUCUAUGUUUUAUGCUUGAGUCCCUCCAUCCUCUCUCAUCCUCUGAAUAAUAAAUCACUUGCUUUCUUUUCCAGUUAUAUCAGGUAUAUAAAUAUACCAAAGUUACACUCAGUGGCCACAUUAUUAAGCACACCAAUGUGGUACUGGGUAGGAUCCACUUUUGCCUACAAGCCAUUUCAAGUUCAACAGACCACUGUUGCAAUGAGCUGUUAUUUUUGCACCUUUUGGUCUUCCUGUUAGAUUUAGCAAAUCUGGCCAUUCUCCUCUGACCUCUCUCAAUAACUCAUUAAGUUGUUUUGGCUACAGAAUUGAUUGGGUGGUUUUGUUUAUUACACCAUACCGUGUGGAAAUCCCAAGAAUGUGGCUGAUUCUGAGAAUCUGAAACCUCCAUGUGCAGAAACAGUAACACCACCACAUUCAACAUUCAGUUAAAUUUAGCUUAUUAGUCAGUUAACUGAUUUACUGUUUGGAGGUGCAGGCUGUUCGCAUUAACAAGCAGGUGUACUUAAUAAACUGGCCACAGAAUGUACCUAGAACAUAAACAAAAAAAUAAUCUUUUUUUUAAGUGAGAAAAAAUUUCUUUCUUGUAAAUGUAUCUUUUAAAAAAAAUUAAAAAAAAAAAGGCUUGCAUGGAUUUUUUUUUUAUAUAUUUAUUUUUUUGUCCCUGAUCUGCCAUAUGAACGCGGCCAUAUUUAAUGCGUUUGGUGAAGAUGCCAAUGCUGGGCCACACCCUCCCAGGUCGCCAGUGCCAUGGAAUAACACAAAUGAGACAGAACAGAUGGUCUGUGCUGAUGCACCCCCCCCAAUUAGCCUCUCUGCCCAGAGUCUGACGUCCAUUAUUGGAGCUAAUUGCAUCUAGAGCCAGUGCUUUCGGGAAAUUAGGUCUUUAAUGAUGAUUAGAAUAUGGAGUCCUGUCUACUGCAACCUAAGGUCAAUAAAUCCAGGAACUGUGUUCCCUUCCAGUCUACCGCUUCAGAACCAACAAAUGAUUUGGCGGAUGGUCCGAGCACGGGGGGAUGGGCUUCUUUAGUAGGAGCGAGAGGUCCUCGCUGCCGCAGCCAUUGUGUUCAAGGUGUGUGGUAAUUUUAGUCUGCAGAAGUACCCAUGGUGUUCAGUGAGAGGGGUCAUAGUUGUCAACGUGACAUUGUGGUCGCAUGUCUUUUAGAGAAACCUGUCUCUGUACGCAAGCUAGUACCCAAGAGGUUAUGGUGUCAAUACUCAGAAUACGAUAAUAAAUGUAGCGUAAUAUGCCUUUAAAUUUGAAUGUAUUAUUCUAAUUUUCCGUCGGUCUGUUUAACCAGGUGUGAUCACAUGAGAAUUUAUCCUCAUUCUCUUUUACAGACUGGAUGAUAAACACACACGUUGUGACCUUUUGCAACUAAUAAAGAUUAACUACAACAGA